AGCAAGGAGACCCUUUGUGUAAAUGGGGAGCACAUGUGAAAGUGCUUCUGUAAUGUAAUCAUUGAGACCGGAAGGGUUCAUACUGUGUCUGAAAAGAGACAAUAGAGCUUGGAUAUAUCAACAUUGCAGAAAUCGAGUUCAUUUGUGAUUCAGCCCCUUUCACUAUGGUUGUCAUGAAAACUUCCUACUUUGAUCAGCAGAGGGUGGAGAGAGAGGGGGGAAAAAAAAUCUUCUAAAGGCCGAAGGAUGCGGCACUGUUGUUUACUGUGCACUUGGCUGCAGGUCACGCCCCCUUCCGGAAGGAGCAACAGGGACCGGAGCAUCGUGCACCUUGACCUGUCUAGACUGGAGAGAAGUUUUUUUGUCCCGGUUACCAAGGGCGAGGGGUGCUCUUUGACCCUUAGAGCACUAGCUGUUGAGACCCUCACUAAGUAUGUAGUUAGUGUCUAAAUGUUUCUGCUGAAUUCUUGCUGAAUUCUGAAGGGAAAGGAACGGACAAAGACAUGGACCAGCUGUUCUAAAAUAAAGCUGAAAUAGUAGAACCUUGGAGAAGUUAAAUUGCAUUCCCUUAGCCCAGUCAGAGGCUUUCUUAACAGAAGUUUUGGAGACCGUUUGUGAGAGAAUGAAUGACUACAAACUUGAAGAAGAUGAGGAAACUAAUGCAAGGACAUUCAAGAGAUUUGCUCCAAGGAAAGGGGACAAAAUAUACAAAGAAUUCAAACGAUUCUAUUUUUAUUCUGAUGCUUACAGACCUUUGAAAUUUGCGUGUGAAACUAUAAUAGAAGAAUAUGAAGAUGAAAUAUUCUCACUUAUCGCCCAGGAGGCAGACCAUCUAGCUGACAAGUUGUGCAGUGAAAAAUCAGAUAUUUGUGCUGCUUCUUCUACUAGUCACACUGAGCUUUAAGACGACUGAACUACUAGUUAUAAAGAGAAGUAAGGUGACAAUCUCUCCCCUCCCCCAAAGGUCAAUGCCUAUGUUCUCUGUCUCUUCAUGCCUUUUAGCACCAUAAUCAGUACUCAUUCCACUGCCUUAAGUGUAUGCUAAGUUCUUUGAUGGUAAAAAUUUAGCAAUUUUUUAAAAAAUGAAAAAUAAAAUGAUGAACUCAUUCCUCUGAAUAUUUUCUGAAGGUAAAGUUAUAGUAUCCAUUCACUUUGAUUCUGUAGCUUUUGAUAAUGAGAGACGUGGUAGAUAAAUGCACUUUUCUUAGAGGGUUGUAGGAAAAAUAUUUCCUGUAAACACUAAUAAGAACUUAGUAGGUUUUAGCAAAUUAUGCAUCAUCAAUAGAUGCUUUUUGGUUAGAGGAUAAACAGCUGAGUGGAACCAUGAAGCCAAGCAAUAAUUAUUGGCAAGUAGUUCCUUAACCUUUCUAGCUCAGGGCAAAUAUUGCCUAUCUUGGUUUUUAUAAGAGAUAGAUUUCAAUAACCUAAUUAUCUUAAAUUUUUAAAAAAGAAUACCACAAAUCUGAAGUUAGUAAUUUUUGUUUAGAAUCACAAUGGAUUCUCAUAUUUACCAUAAGUUUUAAAAUAGCAAAAUCUAAAUUCAAAUGAUCUAAAAAGUUUAUUUCUUGUUAAUUAUAUAAUAUCCUCUUAAAAGAUCCCAGCAAUAAAGAUGCUUUGUUUUACCGCUACAUAUAUGCUUAGGAAAAAUUAUUAUUGCUAGUGUACAACAAAAGUUAUUUUCAAAACUAAUGGUCCAGUAGUUUUUAUGAUUAUUAUUAUUUUGGAAAGGGAAAGGCAAGGCUUUGUUAGAGUGGAAGGUACUAUAACUUUCAAUCAUGGUGCCGUGCCUUUAAUUAAAUUCAAAAAAAUAUUACUCCUUGCACAUAGUAAAUGCUUAAUAAGUACUAUUUGAAUGAAUAAUAAAAAUCUAAUUAUUGGAAUGUUAUCUAUUUCUACAUAAUUUCUCAACAAUGGAAUUCUACUUUAUUCAACAUCUGUACAUAUUCUUCACUUAUUGUGAAAGAAAAAUACUCAUUGAUGUCCCCAGGAAUAACUAGAGUCUAUGCCCAAGAAGGUAGAGAGUAAAAUUAUUUGUCUUUACAAAAAGAAACUGUGCAUGUGACAUACUUAUUCAGAAAACAUAUAUUUUGGCCAGGUAAUUGGGCCACUGGCAAGAAAAACCUCUCAAGUUUAGGAAAAUGUAUAGAGUUUUAUUUUUGUGUAUGUGUGAACACUGUCCUUACAAACAGACUUAUCAGUCCUAAGACAGUUUCAGUUUUUAAAAUAGGGAAAUACAGUUCUUGUUUUUUAUUUUUAAGUAGAAGCAUCUUUGUUCUUUCUUCAGCAAAUCAUAACAAGUUUAUCAUAAUCUGUCUGAACUAUAACUAGACUAAAAUAGAUAAAAGCAAGAUUAAUAAAUGUCACCCUUUUUCAGUAAGGAGGCAGAACUAUAACUUUUCUUUUGUAUUAUAAACCUCUCUAUCUUAAAUUUACAUGGAAACAUGUACAUUUGUUAGCAUCGGAAGGACUAUCAUCUAUAUUUUCCUGACUUAGGUUUCGUUAGUGAAUUCUCUGGAGAGGAAUAUAAACUUGUAAUGCAGUUUACCACUGAAAUAACUUCUUGGAAAGAUGGUACCGAUCAAAGAGUACUUACUUAUUAGCCUUGUAUUCAAAUAUCAUUUGAGCAAAGAUUUCUGGUCCACUCCAAAAUUUCUAUUAAAAAUAUUAACCUGUUCCAAAUCAUAAACAAGUUUCUGGGAUAUUUCCCCCACUCGGAUUAAUUCUAACAAUUCUUCCACCAGAAUUUUUUCAAGGUGGAUAAUGCUAAUAUUUGUUUAUGCAUUCAGGAGCUGGAAGCAAGCUUCCCUUAAACUGACUAAUGUACAUCUUAUACUGAUGUUGAUACUUCUGUUUUGAAUGGUGAUGAUAAUAUAUUUUACUAGCACAGCUACCAUCUCCUGCUUUAAGUUGUUUUUUUAAAAAAUAUAUUUGCACAUUGUUCUUGAAUUUCCCAAUGAAAGUGGUUCAAUAUCUUAUAAGAGUCUUGGCAUUUUGAAGCCUCCCGUAGUUGGUAUUGCAUAUUUCCUUUCUAUAAAAUUUUGUGAAGAUCAUUUGGGUAGUUUGUAAGUUUUUAAAAGCUUUUGUUAAAUCCAUCAGAAUAUCUGUAGAUGCUCAAAUUAUUCAUUAAAAAAAAAGUUGUGCCAAACAAAAA
Messenger RNA from Monodelphis domestica (gray short-tailed opossum), 3151 nucleotides. The record is from RefSeq and is a predicted model, not a curated record. Lineage: Eukaryota; Metazoa; Chordata; Mammalia; Didelphimorphia; Didelphidae.